UCUAUGAAGUUUUCGAUGCUACAUCGACAGAGUCAUGCGCAACAUGUUUUCUUACGCGUCACUUCUUUUCGUACUUGUCACAGUCACGGCAAAACCUGAUCCUAAUGAAUAUGCAGAAGACCCCAAACAUUUUCGUGACCAGAUCCUUUCAAAGAUGAUAAAUCUAAAUAAAACUAUACACGUUCUGAUGAGAGACUAUCACCUCAACACCACUUACGACUGUCUCUCGGCCACGCAAGAUAAAAAGAUUUCUGAGAACAUCUACACAUAUAAUUUGACGGCCAGAAUAAUUAGGAACCGUACAUUAGUUUCAUACCCGGUUAACAUCACUGCAAUGACAACUGGCAAGCAUAGAUAUCCAAACGAUGCAGUAUACGAAGAAUAUCCAGGUGAAGGACCAAUAGAUCACAAACUGAUGACGAUGGACUACAGCCGCACUUGCUUCGUCUUUGCUGUAAAUCGUUCAGAAGGAUACAGGUGCAUGUUCGUAAUAACCGACGGCGUCAGUGAUCCUCGGUACCCUCCAAGGAAAUGCGAACGUGUAUACAGGAGGUACUGCGGCCCUCGAAGUAUCGUACUCUGGAAGGAGGAUUGUAAGACGGCAGUAUCUAAGCAUUAGGUAGAGCUAUACCGAUAGUUCUUCCUAAUAACCCUAUUUAUACAGUAGACACGUGGUAAUAAAAGCACAU
Messenger RNA from Rhipicephalus microplus (southern cattle tick), 689 nucleotides. RefSeq lists its product as uncharacterized. Gene Ontology annotation, molecular function: amine binding. The record is from RefSeq and is a predicted model, not a curated record. Gene Ontology annotation, biological process: symbiont-mediated perturbation of host defenses. Lineage: Eukaryota; Metazoa; Arthropoda; Arachnida; Ixodida; Ixodidae.